This is a messenger RNA of Arxiozyma heterogenica, 1341 nucleotides long. It is a transcript of the gene OCA4, whose product is annotated as Oca4p. The record is from RefSeq and is a predicted model, not a curated record. Lineage: Eukaryota; Fungi; Ascomycota; Saccharomycetes; Saccharomycetales; Saccharomycetaceae. The transcript has a single exon. The coding region runs from base 1 to 1341 and encodes 446 amino acids. Gene Ontology annotation, molecular function: phosphatase activity.
AUGUUGGUUCCUCCGGCUGGUUUUGGAAUUGCUGAAGAAGGUAUUUAUCGAUGUUCUAAGGUAGAGACAUUAAAUUUGUCCUUUUUAGAAACAUUAAAUUUAAAGACUAUAUUAUUUAUUGGUGGUCAGGAACCAUCUAAAUUUUUUAAAGAUUUUUUCAAUAGGUCCUCCAUUAAUUGGUCUGUAUUAAGAACUGAAGAUCUUUCGUCUGCUUCUACUAUAUCUACCUUGGAUAAUCAUAGACGUAUAAAGUCUCAUCUGACUUCACCUAAUGGAAACAAUACAGAAAUACAGUCAAGCCCCCCAACCAAGACUUUUGUAUCUCAAAAUAAUGUAACCUUUAAUGCCAUUAAAAACAAUAAUAUACCAAUAGAAAAUAGUUGUAUAACUAAGGAUACUGAUAAUACUAAUCAUCAUUAUAAUGAAAAUCCAGAUAUAUCCAUGGACACUUCAAUUAACAUACCCCUAACAGAAAAUAACGAUUUAAGUAUUAACACCCAACCACCCUUCAUACUAAAUGAUUCUUCUGAUUUAAUGUUAAUUAAAUCAACAUGUCUGAAGAAGACAUUCCAAAAACUACUAAAUUCGAAAUGUUAUAAUUUAUUGUUAGUCGACAAAACCUCAUUGAUAGUAGGAAUCCUAAGAAAAAUCCAAAAAUGGAAUAUAUCUUCGAUAUUAAACGAAUAUAGGCUUUAUUCAGGGAAACAUAGUUCGUAUUUUGCUGAGACCUUUUUGGAACUAGUUGACAUUAGAAUUGAACAGGACCAUGAAACACUAGAUGCAGAAGAAACAAUAGUCAAAAAUUUUGACAUAUCACCCAAUAAAUCGAAUAUUAUUCCAUUUGAACCAAAAAAACCAUCUAAUUGUAUUAUAGUAUCGGAAGAAGAUCUUUGCGAUCCUCCAGAAGUACCGAAAAGAUUAAUUAAUAUGAUUUUAGAGGCAGAACAAAAUGAACAACUGGAAAUUCUGAGAAAGUCUGUUGGUAUAUUUUCCAAAAAACUAGAUAGACAUAAUUCAGAUUUAGGAAUAUUUGGUCAUAAGUAUAGGCUUGCAUUUAAUAAGAAAGACAACGGAAAUUAUGAAUAUUAUAAAUCUUAUAAGUCAAGACAUCAAAAGUCAAAAAAAUACAGAAACCAAAGGGAUCAAACUACAAACAACAAUAAUAAUAUUCGAAAGAAAGAAGAAGAAAUAGAAGAAGAAGAAGAGGAAGAAGAUAUAGUAACGUUGAAUAUACCGAAGGAGUCCCUACUUCCUUCAUGGUUUACAUAUCAAAGGGAUUUAUGGGAACAGGAGAAUGUCCCAGAAGUACAUCACUUUUACAAAGAGUAUAUAUUUGUUUAA